Messenger RNA from Ceratitis capitata (Mediterranean fruit fly), 1985 nucleotides. RefSeq names its product arrestin domain-containing protein 5. The record is from RefSeq and is a predicted model, not a curated record. Gene Ontology annotation, biological process: protein transport. Bases 203 to 1591 code for a protein of 462 amino acids. Gene Ontology annotation, cellular component: cytoplasm. NCBI's taxonomy places the organism in Eukaryota, Metazoa, Arthropoda, Insecta, Diptera, Tephritidae. The transcript has 4 exons.
AUCUAUUGCGGAGUAACUUUACGUUUACCUAUAAAAAAUAACUGUUGAUUUAGUUUACCUUUGUUGCCGUUGGAGUAUGGUUAUACCAUCAGCAAGUAUUUGUUUAGUACGCGCACGCGUGGUGUGACGCAUAAAAUUUACUUCAAAAUAUUUCUUUUUGGCAAUUUGUUUAUUUAUUACUAAAUACUUUUAAUCGCGAAAAAUGAGUGAGGGUAAAAAAUUAAACUGUGUUAUUUUAUUCGAUCAAAAUGAUUUCGGCACUUACUUCACGGGCCAAACUGUAAGUGGAAAAGUGGUAAUUACAUUGGAGAAAUCGAAAAAAAUUAAAGGCAUCAAAUUACAAAUCUGCGGUUUCGGUGUCUGUCAAUGGCGCGAGAAAUAUGGACAGAAGAUAGCAAUACAGAAAAUAGAUCCGAAAGAUAGGCAUGUGUACAGUGGGCGCGAGGACUAUAUAUCAUCUACGACAUAUCUAGUUGGUUCAGAGGAUAGAAAGAAUUUCAGCAUGGAUGCCGGCACGUAUACCUACAUAUUCUCCUGUUCUAUACCGGAAAACUGUCCGUCUUCCUUUGAGGGUAGCUAUGGACAUAUACGCUAUCUCGUAAGGGUUUCAUUCAUACAAAAUGGUGCAGCCGAUCGUACACAUAAUGUCGGAUUUACAGUAUUAAGACUUUUAGAUCUAAAUCGUGAGGGCAAUUUAUUAAGGUCGCCAGCAACCAACGAUGCAAUGGAGAAUGUUUGUUUCAUGCCGUCCAAACCUGUGCAUAUGAGAGUGGAUCUGCAGCAGACGGGCUACGUACCCGGUCAGUAUGUAUUAAUAAGCGCCGACGUGGACAAUAAAUCCUCGGCAGACUGUAAAAAAAUAAUAAUAACGUUGAAUUUACGUGCCACCUACACCUCGUUUACACCCGCGUUGCAUACAGUCUCCGAGAAAAUUUGUCUUGUAAAGAAAAUCUGUGGUCCUGUGCAGCGAAACACACGAAAAGCCUUCGCUGAAACUAUACGGAUACCGGCAACGGCACCCACGUGUGAGCAUAUCAGCAAAGUUUUGCGUGUCUCCUAUGAAUUGUGUGUGACGGCAGUAAUGAGUACUCUAAUGAGCAAUCCUAAAACGGUUAUACCGAUUACAAUCGGAAAUGUACCAUUAACUACAGAUAACAUUAUUGAAGAUGAAUGGUUGGAGGAAAGGGAGGAGGCACUAAUGGGUGCCGCGGCAUCACGAAAUGUUCUCUUGGAAAAUAGUUUAGAGCAUGAAAUUGGUGCUGUUGGAGGAGUCGAUGAGGUGGACGAACUGAGUGAAGGGGAAGAGGAAAUUGAAUUACCUCCACCUACUUAUGAACAGGCUGUCUUUAUGAGCACUAAUAUCGCCGAUAACGAUGCGAACACGGUGAGUGUGGAUGCGCCAUUUACACCACGAUAUCCAGUCUUCAAUAUAGAUGAAACUCCUCAAGCCUAUACCAAUUUCGGUUUAAGUCCACCACCUAACUUACCGCCGAAGCGUCGUAGAAGACGACGCCGCCGGGCAGUUGAUGAAACAAUGACCAAAGAUUUCGUUAAAGACCAACCAACAACUGAAUCACCUAUACAGAUAUGAUUACUUGCAAAUAGUCGAAAAAAAGUUAGAAAAGAACAAAAGUGCAAUAUAUUAUUAAGUAGUGUUAUAAUUGACAACUACUAAUAUUAAUAAUUCACAUAUAAUAUAAACAAAUAUUAUAUUUACAUAUGAGAGAAGGAAGUCCUGCCCAAAAAAUUGUCCUGGAAAAUGGCACGCAAAUGAAAAUGAAAAAAAAAAAGUCGACCAAAACAGUAACUGGAAACAAGCAAUUUUCCUUACAAUAUAAGCUUGUUGUUGUAAAUUUUGAAAUUUCAAGUAGAUAAUAAGCUUAUUGCGAGUAUAUUGAUGAGUUCAUUCACCCAGUAGCGAUGAGAAUGUUUUUAAAACAAGAAGCAAAUCUGCACAAAACAACAAUAAAUAAAUAAGAGAUAAA